Babesia ovata is the source of this 4635-nucleotide messenger RNA. Its product is annotated as Ribosome-binding protein 1. The transcript is spliced from 2 exons. The coding region runs from base 1 to 4635 and encodes 1544 amino acids. The record is from RefSeq and is a predicted model, not a curated record. NCBI's taxonomy places the organism in Eukaryota, Apicomplexa, Aconoidasida, Piroplasmida, Babesiidae.
AUGACAUUGUCAAAGCGUUUUCCGACUGCCUCCCCAAGGUACACGCUGCGUUUUCUCUGUUACUCUUUCACGUUGACACCACGUACGGUGAUGUGGGUGGAAAAUGCGUUUAAAAGUUAUCUAACUGCGUCUGCAUCCGACUCUUACGUGUUCAACAACAUUAUACCCGGAGGAUUUGAGAGUUCUGAUUUGGAAAAUGUAAAGGGUCAUUAUUUGGCCGAGAGUCUAAAAUCUGCGCUGAAAAGAACUGGCAGCGUUCCGGACGUUUUCACCAGUGUUCUUUUCAACGACAUAUUUGAAAAUAAAUGGCACGAUGAGGAUACUGGCAACGUUCUGCUACUGACAUGGGCCUUUUGUGAAGCCGUGGAGAUGCAGGGACGUGAUGGCGGUGGGUUCAAAAUUGCUUUGGAAGGGGAACUUAAAAAGAAAGGACGCUGUUCCAUUGAUUGGAACGCUUUAGUGCAACAUUGCAAAACACUUAAACAAUCCCUUGACAAGUUGUUUGCCGUUCGUGUGCGUGAUUUCAAUCCUGGACCCUUCACCACCACCGGUAGGUCGUUUACCUCCACUGCGAUUAGACCGGAGGCUUUCGCUACGGGAUUCACCAAUUGGUUUAAAGACCAUUGGGGAGAGAUUGGUGGCGCAUUAGAAAAAAUUAACGAGGGCGUUGCGAAUUUAGAGGAUGGAGAUCUUAAGGACUUCUCCCCCGAAUACAUAUAUCCUUAUGGUAUUGUGUUCAAUAAGGAUCAACAGAACAAGUGGGCAGAGGGAUUGAAAAAUCUGCACGGUGUUUUGGAUGUGCUUGGUGAUUCAAAUAACGGUGAGUUGAAGGAUCUUAAAGAAAUUUUGGAAGGUACGCAGUGUCCACCGGAGCCUCCCCAGGAGGUUGUGCCGGAGAAGAAAGUUCCGGUUGUGCCACCCAAAAAGCCUGAGGUCCCGCCUGCCAAGAAUCAUGAAGGGAAUCAAAAUCAAGGCAAGAAAGCGGAGGGAGCGCAGAACCAGGGGAAGAAAGCUGAGGGAGCGCAGAACCAAGGCAAGAAAGCGGAGGGAGCACAGAACCAGGGGAAGAAAUCUGAGGGAGCACAGAACCAAGGCAAGAAGGCGGAGGGAGCACAGAACCAAGGCAAGAAAGCGGAGGGAGCACAGAACCAGGGCAAGAAAGCGGAGGGAGCACAGAACCAGGGCAAGAAAAGUGAGGGAGCACAGAACCAGGGGAAGAAAGUGGAGGGAAGUCCUCCAACUCCUCAAGUUACAGGCUCUGCUCCACCUCCUUCUUCCGGUGCUCCAGGAGAUGCAGGCCCAAAAGGAGCUCCAGGCCCGCAAGGGCCUCCUGGUCCAGGGGGUCCGGGGUCUACAAGUCAAACGGUCCCAGGACAUUCUCAGCCUACAAUUACACCAGUUCAACAACCUCAGCCUCCCCCUCCGCCGCCUGCUCCCAGUCCCGCUGCAGCCCCUGGCCACCCUGGUCAGCCAGGUGGCAAGGCUCAGAGUGCAGUGACUGCUGAGCCUUCAAGUUCAGUGACUGUUGGCAGUCAAGAUGCUGGGACUGCUAAGGCUCAGAGUGUUUCAGGUCAGCGGGCUGGGCAAAGUGGUGGGCAAGGUGAUGGUCGCAUUGCCAAGCAAACUCCCACUCAACAUAUUGAUCAAGAUGCUGAGCAACGCCAAAAGCAGCUGGAGGCUGCUUACAAAGCCAAGCAAAAACAGAAGAUUGAUCUUAUGUUGGACUAUCUCAAGACUGGUGAAAAGAGAGUAAUCGAGAAGGCGGAGCGGCAGAAAAAAUUGGCUGCGGAACGAGAACGGCAAGAAUGGAGAGCGCAGCAGGAAGAAGCGGAAGAGCGUCGGAGACAAGAGGAAGCAGAAGAACGGAAAAGAGUGGAUGCCUUCAGAUCGCAGCAUCCGCUCAUGGCGGCGCCUGAGUACUAUGACGAAUACGGGCAUAAACGCCCUGAGAGCCGGACGCACAAGAGGACAGCGCUUCCCACGGCCUACGACUACAAGGUGCCUCACUUGGAAGGGUAUGACGUUGUGUCUCCGGAGUCGAAGGAUGCGUCGUUGGGGGACAAAUAUAUGGAGUCUAUGUUUCAGCGAAAGGAACUAGACGACCUUAAUGCACAGGUUGAGAGAGAAAGGGCUCUGACUAAAUUACAAGACAGAGAAAAUGAAUUAAUUAAAAAAUUCCAUAAUGAUGCCGAAAAAGAGCAUUAUGACACCGUUAACAGAAGCAACCAAGAUGCAUUGUUUGAUGAUCUUAAAAUGACCGUUCCCAAAUACUCUCCCAAGCUGCCGGACAUCGGCGCAACCACCGGAGGCAAGUUAAAAUCAGGGACGCAACCCGCGCAGAUUCCAAGCCUAGAAAUACCAGCGGACAUCACCGACUUGAAUCCAUCCUUAUUUGAACCCAUAGCAUCCAACGCAGUCCAGCAGCGUGGUAACGCUGCGACAAAGCCGCCAGCCACCGUCACAUUUGCCGACCCGAUCACGGCGCAGAUGACGGGGUUAACUUGUGAGACAAUCCAAAACGAAGCAGGUAAGCUUUCAGCGGCAGAAAUGCCGGACGCUAUGAACGCUAAAAUGUAUGCAUCGGAACUCACAGGCCAACGUAUCGGUGGUCCGCACGACGAGCGGGAGGAAAAUGUCCGCAGGUUUCAACGUGAAAAGGCGUAUAACGAUUUCCGAGAUCAUUAUGACCGUAGAACAAGACUCCUAGAAAGGGAAGCGGAAGAGUUGCGGAAUGAAGCUGCCGAAAAAGACAGGGAAUCGGCAGCGGUAGCGAAAUAUAAGGCCAUCCCACAAGUCUUUACGGAGCGUGCGCAGAGACGCCCGUCUCCUGUGUCAUACGAGUUGCCAGACUUCGACGUCUACUUCCCCAAGCCCAUUGUUCAAGACCCCGUGUACGAUUGGGAUUUUGAUGAUUACUCGACGAAUAUACAGGAUGAUGCACAGGCCAACACUGUCGCUCCAUACAAAUCUGCCGUCUCAUUAAAUAUUCCACCCCCAGAUCCCCAGCACUCUCUGCCUCCCAGAGAAGAUCCGAAAUAUACAACAGUCACAUUGGAAGACACAUGCCCUGUUCCCUGGAUCACCCAGAAACCUACGCAUGACCCUACUGAUAUCCCCGAGACAGAGCUGUUCCCCUCCGAGGCGCCGCGCACGGUCAGGGAGAUGCUCACUUGGAUCGCCGGACUGCAACACCCGAAGCACCAAGACACUCUGCAAAAGUGUAUUAACAAUGCUUUCAAGCGCGACGAUCAUGACUCUUCAGAUCUCACACUCCCAGUCAACGGUGCUGACAUCAGCCCCGAAAAUGUAAUCGACACCAUUAAGCUUGCCGCCGUUUUCGCAUCUUCAGUGCUCAAUUCCAUCGCGCCUAAGUGGAGGAUGGCGGUGCCAUCUGCAAGGUCGACGCCCAGGGAGCCCGAUUGGUGCGCCCUCCCCUGCCAGCUACGGGACUACGUCUACGCCUGCUGCCACCAGUUGGAGUUCCUGAGGUCGCAGUGUUCUCGGAAGCAGUCAUAUGGUGGUUGGCAGGAUUGUGAGUACGGCCGUGCUCUCUCCUCCAACUCCCCCCUCCAGGCCUUCCUGACUGACGCCCCCGACUCCAAGUUCGAGACUCACCCCUUCGACCCGCGCGACAUCUGCCUCAAGAGCCGCGUCAAGAUGGGAUUCAACACAGAGGAUUUGUCUGCAUCUCAGCAAACUGGCAAUACACUCCACACCAUCCUCUCUCCCACCUGUGGCGGUAAUGAUCCCUUGGUGACAUUGUCCUCUUACCUCAACUGCCUCACCAGGCGGACGCCGCGCACCACCGGGGAGCUUGUCUCAUUCUUCCACAAUUUUGGGAAUGAGCUGCACAAGUCUACUUCACAGUUGUCUCCACUGGGUUCCGCCCUCUCCAGUCAGCAUGACGACUGCCCCGACUGGGACUGUCUUGGGGAGGAAGAUCUACAAGCCGUCCGGGGCAUCCGGGGCUCCGCCCCUCCCAACUCCAUCCACGACCACAACGACAACCAAGACCAUCCCAAGACCCUGUCGUCUCUUCUUGGCUGCGACAUCGAUAAUGCCAACUGCCCACAACAUCUCUCGCCCAUCACCUACCGGGCCUACGCCCUGUACUCCACGGCCUUCGCCCACCACUACCUCAGCUGGGCGGUCUAUCUGGCCGACAGACUGUGGGAGUCACUGGAAAAGCUGCACUAUGAUCUCGAGAAGCUUCAAUGUCACGACUCCAAGUCCAAGCCUCUCCACCAGUGUGACAAGGCCCUGCCCCUCCUCUACUCUCACGGGUUCACUCCACCAGAAGGGACACUACAAUUACGAAUCUCCUGUUCCAAGGUCAUCGCCAAGUUGGAAGAAGUGGCCAACGGACAGCCUAUCGCAAGCCUCAUGACCGCCAUGGACACAUUCCUCUAUCGCAUCCGUGCGCCCUUCCUCUACACCAUCGUCACACUCUGGCUCACCGCCACGCUCUACAUCGCCCACUCACUCCUCUACCGCAUCGACGUAAUGCGCAUCCGCUCGCACCUACUCACCACCAAGGCCUCCCACCUCAUCGACGUCAAGGCGCUGCUCUCCACCAGCAGAAUGCUCUCGCUCUACAAGGACGUCGACUACUUCGACGACGACUUUCACUCGUGA